AUGAGCGCCGAAAGUGACCCCCAGACACUCCCCGAGAAGGGCCACGCACCGGUGGAUGAGACUCCUCUGGACGUCGUGCCACUGGACCAGUUGCAGAAAGGUCGCUGGGAGCGCAGCUGGCCUACCAUCGCCUGUGGUGCUGGAUUAUUCUCAGAUGGAUACCUGAACGGAGUGAUCGGUCAAGUCAACACCAUGCUCAAGAAGAUCUACCCAGAGACCUACGCCAACUCGCCAGCCAGCCAGAACGUGUCGGCCAUUGCCUUUGCCGGCACAGUGGUGGGCAUGCUGCUUUUUGGCUAUACUAGUGAUCACUAUUCACGCAAGUGGUCGCUAAUGAUCUCAACCAUCAUCCUUUUCAUCUUUGCGGCGCUGUGUGCGGGCUCUUACGGCUACCAUGGUAGCCAGAGUGGUCUGUUUGCAGCCCUGACCGCAUAUCGUUUCUUCAUUGGCAUUGGUAUUGGAGGCGAAUACCCGGCAGGAUCGGUCGCCGCAGCCGAGAAUACUGGCGAGCUGAAGGAGGGCCAUCGAAACCGCUGGUUCAUCAUGUUCACCAACUUCCAGAUCGACUUUGCCUUCGUUAUCUCGGCGUUUGUGCCCAUGAUCCUGCUCUUGAUUUUCACUGAGGAUCACUUGCGCGCGGCCUGGCGUGUCUCGCUCGGCCUCGGUGUCAUCCCGCCCUUGAGUUUGCUGUACCUUCGUCUCAAGCUGAACGAGCCCGAAGAAUUCAACCGCGAGCGGAUGCAUAAGUUCCCGGUCGUAUUGAUUAUCAAGUACUACUGGUUUCGCCUGGCUGUUGUUUCGCUUAUCUGGUUCAUUUACGACUUUUCAUCCUACUCGUUUGGCCUCUAUUCCUCGGCCUGGAUUGAGAUCAUCACCGGCGAUAAUGCACCCAUGUGGAAGACUUUUGGUUGGACCACUCUGACCUAUUGCUUCUACCUCCCCGGUUGCACCCUGGGUGCAUUUGUGAGUGACUGGAUCGGUCCCCGCAAGACCCUUGCCAUCGGUGUCCUCCUUCAAGGCAUUGUUGGCUUUAUCAUGUCGGGAUGCUACAAGUACCUCGCAACAUCUGCAAACGUGGCUGGCUUCGUCGUGGUUUAUGGUAUCUUCCUUGCCUUGGGUGAGUUCGGCCCUGGUGACAACCUGGGGCUGGUCGCAGCCAAGACUAGCGCAACCGCCAUCCGAGGCCAAUACUAUUCGUAUGCGGCUGCCAUUGGAAAAGUCGGUGCUUUCGUAGGCACCUACGUCCUGCCGAUUGUCCAGAAGAAUGCCCCGAACAAGGUCCGCGAGGGCCAGGAUCCUUUCUUUGUCUCCAGCUCGCUGUGCAUCUUCAGCGCCUUCCUGGCCUUCUUCCUGCUUCCGCAGAUCAACCAGGAUACUAUCACUCUCGAGGAUGCCAAGUUCCGUGAGUACUUGACUCAGCAUGGCUAUGAUACCUCGACCAUGGGCAACUCCGCCCAGGUCACUCGUCAGGAGCGCGCCGAAGAGGCAUAG
This is a messenger RNA of Penicillium macrosclerotiorum, 1491 nucleotides long. RefSeq names its product putative MFS phospholipid transporter (Git1). Gene Ontology annotation, molecular function: carboxylic acid transmembrane transporter activity. The coding region runs from base 1 to 1491 and encodes 496 amino acids. Gene Ontology annotation, biological process: carboxylic acid transport; transmembrane transport. The record is from RefSeq and is a predicted model, not a curated record. Gene Ontology annotation, cellular component: plasma membrane. The transcript is spliced from 6 exons. NCBI's taxonomy places the organism in Eukaryota, Fungi, Ascomycota, Eurotiomycetes, Eurotiales, Aspergillaceae.